CUGCAACCAUAACAAUGUUGAGGCUUCUUGUACUCGCUGCUUUUGUCCUUUGCGGGCAGUGCUCAAAUGAUAUCCGCUUAAUUGAAGAUCAUGAACGUGUAAUUGGAGGAACUGAGGUGCAGAGGAAUUCUUGGCCAUGGCAGGUUUCUCUCCAGUACCUGUCUGGUGGCAGUUGGUACCAUACCUGUGGGGGCUCCCUGAUCCGUGCCAACAGGGUCCUGACAGCUGCUCACUGUGUGGACAGGGCUGUCUCUUAUCGUGUGGUGGUGGGAGAUCAUAAUAUUUACCAGAAUGAUGGCACAGAACAGUACAUCUCAGUAUCAAGGAUUGUGAAACAUGCCAACUGGAACCCCAACAACAUCGCUGCUGGGUAUGAUAUUUCUAUCCUACACCUGUCCUCCAGUGCCACCCUCAACAGCUAUGUGAAACUAGCCCAGCUGCCCGCUGAUAACGUGGUUCUGGCCCACAACUACAACUGCGUGGUAACAGGAUGGGGCAAAACUAGCAACAAUGGCAACCUUGCCUCCGUACUCCAGCAGGCCCCUCUGCCCGUGAUAGCCCAUUCCACCUGCUCCAGCGGCUCCUAUUGGGGAAGUACAGUCAAGUCCACAAUGGUGUGUGCUGGUGGUGAUGGAGUCCGUUCAGGAUGCCAGGGUGAUUCUGGUGGCCCUCUCAACUGCCCUGUCAACGGUGUGUACCAAGUCCAUGGUGUCACCAGCUUUGUCUCCUCCUCCGGUUGCUCAACAUACCUGAAGCCAACUGUAUUCACUAGAGUUUCUGCUUACAUCGGAUGGAUCAAUAAUAACAUCUAAAUGACUGGAAAGGGAACACAGACAAGAGUAAGAAAUGCAUUUAAGGAAGAAGGAAUGUGCCGUUGAUGUCAAUCAGUUUCUGCAAGUAAAUACUGUAUCUAAUAAAGAAAUACAUUUACAAUCAAA
Molecule: messenger RNA, 938 nt
Organism: Xenopus tropicalis (tropical clawed frog)
Lineage: Eukaryota; Metazoa; Chordata; Amphibia; Anura; Pipidae
Gene: cela1.2
Product: chymotrypsin like elastase 1, gene 2
Exons: 8
Coding region: 15-812 (265 amino acids)
Biological process (GO): proteolysis
Cellular component (GO): extracellular region
Molecular function (GO): serine-type endopeptidase activity; peptidase activity; hydrolase activity
Source: RefSeq, marked provisional